AUUUAAGAGAAAAUACAGCUGGGUUUUCUACAGAGCUUUAAUAUAAAGUUUAUUAUUAGUUUAUUGAUCAGAAAAGCUUAAUUAAAAAAAUGGUAGAUGCUUUCUGUGGCACAUGGAAACUGGUCAGCAGUGACAACUUUGAUGAGUAUAUGAAAGCUCUAGGUGUUGGGUUUGCAGCAAGACAAGUUGGAAAUGUGACUAAACCGACGCACAUCAUCUCGAAAGAGGGAGACAAAGUGGUCCUAAAAACACAGAGUACUUUCAAUAACACUGAGAUCUCAUUCAAACUGGGAGAGGAGUUUGAUGAGACCACCGUAGAUGACCGACACUGUAAAUCCACUGUGGUGAUGGAUGGAGACCAGCUUGUUCAUGUGCAGAAGUGGGAUGGAAAAGAGACCACCCAUGUCCGGGAGAUCAAAGAUGGGAUGAUGGUGAUUAAACUGACUUUGGAGGACGUGGUGGCUGUGCGGAACUAUGAAAAAGCAUAAGUUUUGGGAACAUGAGGAUUUGUCCUUCUCCAGGCAGCAACAUAAACGAUGUGCUUUGAUGCUUUACAGAAAGAAAAACUUUGCACUUCAUUCCUCCAGAUCUAUAAAAGCAUGGACUACAAAUGUUUUUGAUCCAUUUUGAAUAGCCUACUUUUAAGUCACUACGAUUCAUUUGUAAUAAACAACCAGACAAAAUAAA
Cyprinus carpio (common carp) is the source of this 687-nucleotide messenger RNA. Its product is annotated as fatty acid-binding protein, brain-like. Gene Ontology annotation, biological process: fatty acid transport. Lineage: Eukaryota; Metazoa; Chordata; Actinopteri; Cypriniformes; Cyprinidae. Gene Ontology annotation, cellular component: nucleus; cytosol. Gene Ontology annotation, molecular function: fatty acid binding. The record is from RefSeq and is a predicted model, not a curated record.